AUGGUAACACCAGCAAGGCCCGACCUACCCGCAGAGACGGUGAUGAUCAAGAUCAAGAAGUUCACAAUUGAAUCCCGAAGUAAGUGGCUUCGCUGGACCAACCAGUUGUGCAACCUCGCCCAGAAGAAGCAGUGGACACAUGAUCAGAAGGCACACAACUGA
Molecule: messenger RNA, 162 nt
Organism: Peronospora matthiolae
Lineage: Eukaryota; Oomycota; Peronosporomycetes; Peronosporales; Peronosporaceae
Source: the annotation of a GenBank genome assembly